CGCUGGGGCAAUGCUAGGGGGCAGUUCCAGAGAAUAAAGAGAAGUGGGAAGGGAUGUGAAACUUGGCCAUGGGACAGCACCGCCUCUGCUGGGUGUCCCACAGGGGUCCCUGGGAGAAGGACAGGAGUAUCCAGUCGUGUUGACGACCAGAGGCAGUGGCAUCAUGGAAGCCCCCUGGGGCUGGCUGGUGAUCGGUGUGCUGGCCUUGUCCCUGGCCUCUUCAGUGACGGAGGACGUGUGCCGAGCAGAGAACGGAAAGGAUGGGGCCAAAGGAAUACCCGGCCGCCCUGGGCAGCCAGGCCUCAAGGGGGAGCAAGGGGAGCCGGGGGCCCCUGGCAUCUCGACUGGCAUCCGUGGCCUUAAAGGAGACCAGGGAGAUCCUGGGCCACCUGGAAAUCCUGGCAGAAUGGGCUAUACAGGGCCCAGUGGCCCCAUAGGGCCCCCUGGCAUCCAAGGGUUGAAGGGCAUCAAGGGCAGCCAGGGAGACAUCAAGCACCAGCCGCGGCCGGCCUUCUCGGCCGUGAGACGGAACCCUCCGAUGCGCGGCAAUGUGGUCGUCUUCGACACGGUCAUCACCAACGAGGAGAACCCGUACCAGAGCCACUCGGGCGAGUUCAUCUGCUCCGUGCCGGGCUACUACUACUUCACCUUCCAGGUGGUGUCUAAGUGGGACAUCUGCCUGUCCAUCGUGUCCUCUGGGAGGGGCCAGGCCCAGCAAUCCCUGGGCUUCUGUGACUCCAACAGCAAGGGACUCUUCCAGGUGGUGUCUGGGGGCACCGUGCUCCGACUACAGCAGGGAGACCGGGUCUGGGUUGAAAAAGACCCUGUUAAGGGCCGCAUUUACCAGGGUUCAGAGGCGGACAGCGUCUUCAGUGGCUUCCUCAUCUUCCCGUCCACCUGAGCCUGGGAAGGACCCCUCCCCACCGUGACUCUGCUUCCUGCUGUGUGACCCUGGCCCACUCACUCCACCUCUCUGGUGUCUGUGCUCUGCUCUGUAAAGCGGGGGUGCUGUUGCUUUAGCUGCCUGAAGGAAGGUCAUUUCUUAGAACUCUUUCUGGAAUAAAUACCUGAGUCCAUGUC
Messenger RNA from Vicugna pacos (alpaca), 1080 nucleotides. RefSeq names its product complement C1q A chain (gene C1QA). Gene Ontology annotation, molecular function: protein binding. The record is from RefSeq and is a predicted model, not a curated record. NCBI's taxonomy places the organism in Eukaryota, Metazoa, Chordata, Mammalia, Artiodactyla, Camelidae.